This is a messenger RNA of Bactrocera dorsalis (oriental fruit fly), 1713 nucleotides long. Its product is annotated as probable cytochrome P450 313a4. The transcript has 8 exons. Gene Ontology annotation, molecular function: monooxygenase activity; heme binding; iron ion binding. The record is from RefSeq and is a predicted model, not a curated record. Lineage: Eukaryota; Metazoa; Arthropoda; Insecta; Diptera; Tephritidae. Bases 52 to 1548 code for a protein of 498 amino acids.
CAGUUCGCGUUAUUAAAUAUUAUUCUAUUGAAUCGUGGUAUCAUUGCGAAAAUGAGUACCUUAAUUGGAAUACAAACGCUGAUUAUAACGGUAAUCAUACUGUUACUCACUGCCAGUUGGCGUUUGUAUCAAAAGCGGAAGUACUAUCGCGGUGUCACCUCCAAGUUGCCCACGCUUUACGGUAUUCCUUUUAUUGGAGUAGCUUAUGAAAUGCUUGAUGUAAAUAAAAUAUUUCAUAACAUGAGUAUGGGCUUCGACAAGAUAAAUGCAUUAACCGGUUGCAUAUGGGUAGCGACAACGCCGUAUGUGCUGAGCGUCGAUCCUGAGGUUAUCAAACACGUCGUGUCCUCGCCUGAAUUCCUUAACAAAGCCACAGAUGAGUAUACACACUUUCAGAACGGUCUAUUUAAUGGACUCAUCGUUACUCCAGCAAAACAAUGGAAAGCCGAUCGUAAGAUUAUAAGCCCCUUCUUUGCACAUAAUAAUAUUGUUGCCUUCUUUCCUGCCUUCAAUGGGAAUGCAAUUAGUUUAAAGAAUAAGCUGGAAAGAUUGACUGGGCAAGGUGAACAACAUAUUUUUACAAUUAUUAAAGAAUGUGGUUUACAACUGAGUCUUUUAACUAUUAUGGACUUGAAGGUAGAAGAAUGUAGUGACACUUACAGAGAAAUUAUGCAAGCAUUUAAUAAUUUUAUCGAUCACAUGGGAAAGGACUUCUUGUACGGUUGGUUUGGUCUAGCUUUUCUAUCCCGAACUCCACACUACAACAGAGUUCGCAAAUACCUCAAGGACUUAGUACAAUCUCUCACUAAAACACACUUAGCACUACAACUUGAGUCAAAUGCCACGAGCAACAUCGUAGAAGACAAACAACCGAUGAUUGAUAUAACAGUAAAAGCCCUGCGUCAAGGAUUAUUUAGUGAAAAACAAGUAGUAGUGGAAGGCUUCACAAUGUUGGCUGCGUCCUACGAGACCUCUGUUGGUGCGGUAUACACUUGCCUGUUGAUGUUGGCUAUGCAUCCCGAAAUACAAGAGCGCGUCUUCCAAGAGAUACGCUCUGUGUUUCCGAACGGAGUUAUAACCGUUGAAUAUGAGGAUCUGAAGAAAUUGCCCUAUUUGGAUAUGUUUGUUUUGGAAGCAUUGCGUUUAGCUCCGCCCGUACCCUUUAUAGGACGAAAAACCUUUCAAGACAGCGAACUCUGUCCAGGCGUAAUACUACCCAAAGGUGCGCGAAUUAUUAUAUCAAUUUACGAAUUGCAUAGGCGUAAGGAAAUUUGGGGUACAGACUCAAGUCGUUUCAAUCCGGAUAACUUUUUACCCGAGAACAUUGCAAAGCGUCAUCCAUAUUCUUACAUGCCUUUCUCGAAGGGCUCGCGGAACUGUAUAGGUUUUCGUUAUGUGGAAAUUUCGUUACGUAUCAUAUUGAUACAUGCGGUGCGUAGUUUCAAAUUUUCCACAACUUUUAAAUAUGAAGAUAUCGUUCAUGUACCACAUAUUUCACUACAUUAUAAGAUCGAACCGCCAUUGAGCAUAGAGGUCAGAGCAAACUGAAUUGUAUUGAUUGAUGUUAUCAUUCAAGUAUGCAUUUUCUGUGUAUAUGAUUUCCUUGGGACUGUAACUAUUCGCUUAAUACUAAUGAAAUAUGUAUACUGUUGUAUAAUAAGUAAAUAAAUGUUUAUCGAUUAAUGUUUGAAAAUUAGUAUUUCGUUUGUCAAA